Messenger RNA from Medicago truncatula (barrel medic), 1326 nucleotides. Its product is annotated as GDSL esterase/lipase At5g22810. Lineage: Eukaryota; Viridiplantae; Streptophyta; Magnoliopsida; Fabales; Fabaceae. The transcript is spliced from 5 exons. Gene Ontology annotation, molecular function: hydrolase activity, acting on ester bonds. The record is from RefSeq and is a predicted model, not a curated record. Bases 82 to 1116 code for a protein of 344 amino acids.
CAACCAUCACUUCUCAUUUCAUUUCUCUCUUAGCAUUUGUUGCAUAAAAAAAUUUCUCUCACAUAGAAGAAACUAAAAACUAUGGGGUACUUAAGUUCUUUGUUGACUUUCAUUUUUAUUUUUGCUGAUGUGGUGUUCUAUAUGACAAAAGAUGAACCACUAGUUCCAGCAUUGUUCAUCUUUGGAGACUCCAUUGUAGAUGUCGGCAACAACAAUUACAUAUAUGCUUCUGUUAAAGCAAAUUUCUUUCCUUAUGGAAGAGACUUUGUGACUCGCACUCCAACGGGAAGAAUGUCGAAUGGAAAGCUUAGUGUAGACUAUGCUUCUGAAUACGCUGGAUUUAGCUCCUACCAACCAGCUUACCUAAGCUUAAAUACCAAAGGAGACAACCUCUUGAACGGUGCCAACUUCGCGUCAUCUGCUUCUGGUUACCAUUUUUCCAUAGCUGCACUAUAUCAUGCAGUUCCAUUAAUGCAGCAGUUGGAACUUUAUAAGGAUUGUCAAAAGGAAUUGGUUAAAAUAGCAGGGAAAACAAAUGCAACUUCAAUUAUAUCUGGUGCAGCAUAUAUUCUUGUUGCUGGGGCUGGUGAUUUUGCAGAAAAUUACUACAUAUAUCAUUCAGGCAUGGCCUCUCGACCUUGUCAUUUUAACUUAGAAAACCUUGACUUGUAUGCACUAGGAGCAAGGAAGAUUGGUGUAACAAUGUUACCUCCAAUUGGUUGCAUACCUAUAAUCAUCACUCUUUAUGGCUCCGGUAACAACAAGUGUGUGGAGGAAAUAAAUGACGUGGCUUUAAACUUUAAUAAAAAACUCAAUUUCACCACAGAGAACCUUGUAAAAAUGCUUUCUGGCCUCAAUUUGGUCUUCUUUGACCUCUAUCAACCUCUUUAUGAACUUGUUACCAAACCUUCUAAUUAUGGGUUUUUUGAAGCAAGAAAGGGUUGUUGUGCAUCAGGCUUGGUUGAGGUUGGUUUUACGUGUAAUCGAAAGUCCAUCGGAACAUGUGCAAAUGCAUCUGAGUAUGUAUUUUGGGAUAGUUUGCAUCCCACACAAGCUACAAACAAGUUUUUGAUAGAUCGUUUGAUUCCUGCUAUCAUCUCCCUUGUAUAUAAUUAGUUUAUGAUUGAAAUAUAUGUAUUUACCAAAAGAAAAGUCUCUUUUGGUAAAUACAUAUAUCUAUCCAGUGUUAUUUUAGAGGUCGACUUUUAAGUUAUUUAAUUAUAAUAAGUUGGUUUUUAAGUUUUUUCCCGUAGAACUUAUAUUCUUGAAGUUAUUUAAUUGUGAAUUCAUGAAUCCAGAAGGUUAAUAAUACCAGCUUUUAUUAUA